Molecule: messenger RNA, 450 nt
Organism: Capsicum annuum
Lineage: Eukaryota; Viridiplantae; Streptophyta; Magnoliopsida; Solanales; Solanaceae
Exons: 2
Coding region: 1-450 (149 amino acids)
Source: RefSeq, a predicted model, not a curated record
AUGGUUACAAUCAGAUGUUUGAUUGCAGUAACUGCAUCUAAAGGGCUUAGUGUUUCUAAAUCGGCUAUCACCACUCUAGAAUCUAAUGCCAGGUUAACCUCAAUUGAGUAUGAUCAAGCCAUAGGUGAACAAGAUGAUGAGUUUUUGUCUAACGUUUCACCUUACCAAAGACUUAUUGGCAAACUUAUGUAUGCCACUAUUACAAAGCCAGUCAUUAACUUUGUUGUUCAAACUCUCAGCCAAUUCAUGCAACACCCCAAGAAAUCUCACUGGGAAGCAGCUACUAGGAUGGUAAGAUACCUUAAAGGUUCUUUUGGUCAAGGUGUCUGGUUUAAGACUGAGCCUUCUACUACUCUAACUUGCUGGUGUGACUCAGAUUGGGCUACUUGCCCCAACACUAGAAGAUCAGUUACUGGUUAUACCAUUCACUUUGGUGAAUCACUAAUAUAA